Molecule: messenger RNA, 7327 nt
Organism: Sceloporus undulatus (fence lizard)
Lineage: Eukaryota; Metazoa; Chordata; Lepidosauria; Squamata; Phrynosomatidae
Gene: TCF4
Product: transcription factor 4
Exons: 20
Coding region: 561-2576 (671 amino acids)
Biological process (GO): regulation of transcription by RNA polymerase II
Cellular component (GO): transcription regulator complex
Molecular function (GO): RNA polymerase II cis-regulatory region sequence-specific DNA binding; protein dimerization activity; DNA-binding transcription factor activity, RNA polymerase II-specific
Source: RefSeq, a predicted model, not a curated record
GAGCAGGAGGCGAGAGCUGUAAAGUUGGAACAAGUUUAAGACUCUUUUCUUUUGAAAUUGUUAAGCAAACAAACCAGAGAGACGAAGGGAGGAAUUUUGUUGCUGCUGUUGCUGCUGCUGCAGCAAAGAGUUUUCUCAGCAGCCAUGUGUGCGUAACGAAAAGGAGCAAAGUUCCUGGAUCUUCCUUUCGUUACUGUUGUUACUAUUUUUCUUUUUAAAGAGAAAGACAAACUUGGCCACCUUUUCAUUUGGCUUCCUUUGGGGUGGGAAGACUUUUGGGGCCAAUGGUUGGAUAAUCACAAGCAUAUAUAUAUAUAUAUAAUCCCUUUUCAAUAAUUGGGGGAAUUUCCUGGAUCAAGGCUUCAAUAGGAAAUCAAAAGCCCUCCUCCUAUUUUUGUUGUCCCCCCCCCCCGAGAGUCAGACCAUACCUGAGAGAAUAAAGCACCUUUGCAGAAGAUUUGCUCUUUUCCCCUUAAAAACAAAACAAAAACAAAAAAUCUUUCCUUUGGAAUAUUGUGAACACAUUUGUGGCCAUUGAAGGUUUGUGUGAGUUUGCUAAAAUGCAUCACCAACAGCGAAUGGCUGCCUUAGGGACGGACAAAGAACUCAGUGAUUUACUGGAUUUCAGUGCGAUGUUUUCACCUCCCGUGAGCAGUGGGAAAAAUGGACCAACUUCUUUGGCAAGUGGACAUUUUACUGGCUCAAAUGUAGAAGACAGAACUAGCUCAGGGUCCUGGGGGAAUGGAGGACAUCCUAGUCCAUCCAGGAACUAUGGAGAUGGAACUCCUUAUGAACAUAUGACAAACAGGGACCUUGGAUCACAUGACAAUCUAUCUCCUCCUUUUGUGAAUUCCAGAAUACAAAGCAAAACAGAAAGGGGAUCCUAUUCAUCGUACGGGCGAGACUCAAACCUACAGGGUUGCCACCAGCAAAGUCUCCUCGGAGGUGACAUGGAAAUGGGCAACCCCGGCACUCUCUCACCCACCAAACCUGGCUCUCAGUACUAUCAGUAUUCUAGCAAUAACCCACGAAGGAGGCCUCUGCACAGUACCUCUGUGGAAGUACAAACAAAGAAAGUUCGAAAGGUUCCUCCAGGUUUACCAUCAUCAGUUUAUGCUCCUUCUGCAAGCACUGCCGACUAUAGUCGGGAUUCGCCAGGCUAUCCAUCAUCAAAACCAGCAGCCAGCACUUUUCCUAGUUCUUUCUUCAUGCAAGACGGCCACCACAGCAGUGAUCCGUGGAGCUCCUCCAGCGGGAUGAACCAGCCUGGUUAUGGCGGAAUGUUGGGCAAUUCUUCUCAUAUUCCACAGUCCAGUAGCUAUUGCAGUCUUCAUCCUCAUGACCGCUUGAGCUACCCAUCACACUCCUCAGCAGAUAUUAAUUCCAGUCUUCCUCCAAUGUCUACUUUCCAUCGCAGUGGCACAUCCCAUUACAGCGCAACUUCCUGUACACCACCUGCAAAUGGAACAGAUAGCAUAAUGGCAAACAGAGGAAGUGGAGCAGCAGGAAGUUCACAGACAGGCGACGCACUGGGGAAAGCACUUGCAUCUAUCUACUCUCCAGAUCACACCAACAACAGCUUUUCAUCAAAUCCUUCAACUCCUGUUGGUUCUCCCCCAUCUCUCUCAGCAGGCACAGCUGUUUGGUCUAGAAAUGGAGGGCAAGCAUCAUCAUCUCCCAAUUAUGAAGGUCCCUUACACUCUUUGCAAAGCCGGAUUGAAGACCGCUUGGAAAGACUGGAUGAUGCUAUUCAUGUUCUCCGGAACCAUGCAGUGGGGCCUUCAACUGCCAUGCCUGGAAGUCAUAGCGACAUGCAUGGCUUAAUAGGGCCUUCUCAUAAUGGAGCAAUGGGAGGUCUUGGGUCAGGAUAUGGGACAGGCCUCCUUUCAGCCAAUAGACAUUCACUAAUGGUCGGGGCUCAUCGUGAAGAUGCAGUUGGGCUCCGUGGCAGCCAUUCACUUGUGCCAAACCAAGUACCAGUUCCACAGCUGCCGGUGCAGUCUGCUACAUCUCCUGACUUAACCCAGCCUCAGGAUCCAUAUAGAGGCAUGCCAACUGGACUUCAAGGACAAAGCGUAUCUUCAGGGAGCUCCGAAAUCAAAUCAGAUGAUGAGGGAGAUGAAAACCUACAGGACACAAAAUCUUCUGAUGACAAGAAGUUAGACGAUGACAAGAAGGAUAUCAAAUCAAUUACUAGGUCAAGAUCUAGCAAUAAUGAUGAUGAAGAUCUUACACCGGAGCAAAAAGCAGAGCGUGAAAAAGAAAGAAGAAUGGCCAACAAUGCUCGUGAACGCCUCCGUGUCCGUGACAUCAACGAGGCUUUCAAGGAGCUGGGCCGGAUGGUGCAGCUUCACCUGAAAAGUGACAAACCCCAGACCAAACUUUUGAUCUUGCAUCAAGCUGUCGCUGUUAUCCUCAGCUUAGAGCAACAAGUCCGAGAAAGGAAUCUGAAUCCUAAAGCAGCAUGCCUGAAAAGAAGGGAAGAAGAGAAAGUAUCUUCAGACCCUCCUCCACUUUCUUUGGCAGGACCUCAUCCUGGGAUGGGAGACACAUCUAAUCAUAUGGGGCAGAUGUAAAAAGGAAAAAAAAAGGUCCAAGUUGCCACAUUUUCUUCAUGUAAACCAGAGACCACUUCCUUAACAGCUGUAUUAUCUUAAAACCACACAAACACUUAUCCCCCUUUUUUGUAAUAUAAUAAGACAAGUCUGAGUAGUUAUGAAUACAGACGCAAGAGAUUUCAGCAUUCCCGAUUCGAAACAAAAAAAGAAAAGAAAAAGAAAAGUGCAACUUGAGGGACACAUCUCUUCAACAUAUCAUUCAGAAUGUUUCAAGCAGUACAUUAGGAGCUGUAAAUGCACAGCCAAGAGACUGAAUGGCAAUCUUCUCCACACUGUGGGACAAUGCAUUUGUGCCUAAACUUCUUUUGGAAAAAAAAAAAUAUAAUUAAUUUGUAAGUCUGAAAAAAAUAUUUAAUUUAAAAAUUGUAAACUUGCAAUAAUGAAAAGUGUACUUCUGAAGAAAAAAAAUGAACGUUUUCGUUGGUGUACUAGUCAGCUAGUGUUUAUACUUACUGGAUAUUAAAAAGGGAAGCAUUGCUACCCAGAUAUUUACAAAACCAGCAAACGUCCUAAUGAAAACUGAAGUGAUAACAUUAGCCAUUCCUUAGGGUAGGAGGAACAGAUGGAUCUUAUAGACCUACGACACACACACACACACACACACAUAUAUAAAUAUAUAUAAAUAUAUAUAUAUAAAUAAAUAUAUAUAUUAAAAUUAGUGAAUAUGGUAAGCUUUUGUUCAUUUGUUUCAGACUUUUUGCUCCUGUAAAAAAAAAAAAGUACUGAUUAACUUUUUUAAAAAAAGAUUUUACUGUAAAUAAGGAAUCUUUUUUGCCCUCUUUCUCUCCUCCUUCCCCCGUUGGUUCUUUAUUGUAACCUGUAGUGCCAACUCUGUGUUGUUAGAGGGGCAGUUCAGGAUGAGAGGCUGACCCUGACAUUGUUUAUCAUUCAUAGAUAAAGUGAGAGUUGUUUCUUCCGUCUUCUGGGGAGAACAAGGGACUCGAGAAGUCGUAUCGCGCGCAGCUAAACUGCAAGCAAUGUUGCUGAGACUUAGUCCAAGCAGCCGUGGGGGGAGCGGGGUGGGCGGGAUCAUAAACGUUGCUCUCAUUAGACCCUAUGUCUGGGAUUUUUCAGAGGUACAAGGUUAGAAUGCUACAAUGUUACCACUGUGCCUUCCAAUGUUUAUAUCAUCGAAAAACAUAACAUAAUUAAAGGUGGCUGUGAUUUAACAAACCAGUAGAAGUGUUAACUUAAUGUGUGUAGCCUAAAUACAGUAUGCAGUGAGGCAUUUCAGAAUACAUGGGGGAGGGGGCUUCCAAUUGGGAAAAAUUCCUAGGUGAAUGACAGGUUUUGAUUUUAUUUUAUUUUUUAGUUUUAUAAAAUUCCAAACAGGAUUACUGAAAGGUAGACCAUAUGCUGCCUCCUCCUUCAUUCAUGAAUAUAUAUAUGCCAAUAUCUAGUUGUCAUGCAGCAUUAGAACAAGCCUUACCCGUUCUAAAGCAUUAAGUUGCACUUUCUUGAGGAGGGGGAGUAAUACAGUAUUUCUCUGGCCAGUAUGAAUCAAGGUUUUACUUAACACACAUAUAUAUAGUAGGAAGCAUAGAUCAAACCUAUGGCACAGCUGUUCAUCCAAUAACUAGCUUUGGGCACAACUGAACUAGUAUCCAUAGCAAAUCUUUGAAAGAUUGACUUUGAUAUAUAGAACAAUUAACACAUAGUGCUCCCAAUUAAGUCUUUGUCAGCAUCCUUUUGUCUCCAGUUCCAGCUUCAGGUUUUUUUUAAUAGCCACACAAACUUGGCAUGUAUUUUUAAAUGAAAUCUCCCCGUUCGAGUAGAUUUUUCCACCUAUCAGCACUGAGUAAACGCCAUAAGUCCAUUGAAAACGGUCUAGACGUUCCAUCUGUUCUCCUCUUUUUUGCCAGUUACAUAGUAAUGGGGGGAAAAUACAUUUGUAAAUUUUAUGCAACAAAAUGGCAAGCGUAUCAUUAUUUUGAAAUUGUGUAUGUAAAAGUUAUAUUUUUACAUGUAGACUCUUGUUAUUAUGUGUUUUAAUACAUUGUAUCAGUUUUUUGUUUUUUUAAAAAAUGUGUGGUUGAAACAAAUCUCAUUUAAAUAGUGAGAUAUAAGAAUCUGAAUUUUAUGUUUCUGAAAAACAUAAAGAACAAAUAUGAUAGUUUACCAUGUGAACCACCCUCUACAUAUCCAUAAACAUUUUGAUUACCUGUGUGUGUGUGUGUGUAUGUGUGUUGAAAACUGUAAAUAUAUUCAGUAGCAGUAAAACUUUAAAAUGCUUUUAUUUGUUGAUAAGUUUCUCAAAUGUGGAGGUGGAUUAAAACCAUUACAAUUAAAUGCAUAAUAGAACAGAGUUAGGCUUCCGUCAGGAGAACAAAUGAGUAUUUCAUUAUAAAGGCAGUACCUUUAAAGAGAUUUUAUUUAAAUUUGAAAUGGGUAUGGUAUUCUGACUCCUUUCAAAAGCUUGGUGUUCUGAAUACACUGUGGGAUUUUCUUUUAACGGUCAAGCAUAUGAAUGUUGCUCAGGAUUAAAGGUAAAAGAAAAUGCAAAUAGUGUUAGGGGGGCAUUGUUGGUUCAGGAGAUAAGGUUUUGCUAAAACAUCGUAACAAACCAAACUGCCAUCAAGGUCUACCUCCACUUUUACUAGUGUGAGGUUUUUCCAUUUACUUAACUCAAAAUUUUCUACCGCCCAGUUCAAUCUAUGAGUGUUGCCCACAUACCUUUCUAGAGGGUGAUAUCCUGAUAUGAGUCCUUCAUGAGAACUGAAGAUAAAAUUGCAAUUAGACGCAUAAAACAGCAAGAUGAAAGACAGGUAGCAAACACAAAUCAAAAUAACCACAAUGCUUUUUGUUUUACUAAUUGAUUAACUAGCUGCAUAUAUGUCAUUCUGUAAGCAUGCACAAGCAAGAUCACUCACAAUCCAUAAUAAAAAGGAUGGGUUUUUUUUAACCAUUAGUUCAUUGUGUGCUUCUGGGCAGAGCAAGAGCCUAAACGGGGUGGUUGUCUUGGCGAUGUAUACAGAACCAGGAGAUUUUUAGUUAUGUAUCAAACGGUAAUCUGGCCUGCAUGGUUUCCUGUUCCAUAAUGGAAUUUAAACUUGAAGAUGACUAGUCACACUGGUUUUUGUCGGUAUUUGUUUUUCUGCAUUCAGACAUCAGGAACUGCUUAGCCUUUGCUGCUGCCAUCAUUUGCAAACAGGUGUCUUCAGGGUUAGCUGUCACUUAUUUUAGUAGACCUGGUGGUGACUUGCCUGUAAUGACCAGGGAAGGCCAUGUGUUAUAUGGUAACAGAGGACAAAAACUAUUCUAUGGAAUACUGUCAAAACGUUUAUUGAGAGAUCCACCUCCACAUUCAAGUAAUUUAUAAAUAUGCUGAUUAGGGAACUGUGUUCAUCUAGAACUUCCUUUUUCCCUUUUUCUUUUCUUUGCUUUUUCUUUCUUGUUUUACAUUUGUCUUAUGUGUAGCUGCAAGGAACACUAAUGUUUAUACGACUGUCAAUUCAACCAGUGAUGCAACUUGUACCGAUGCAGUCUUCCGAUUUGUUUUGUUUGUUAAUUUCGUUUGGAGGGACGGGGACGGGUGGAAUGGGGUGGCAUUUGCAGGUUUCGUCUUCGGUCUGAUAGGCACAAUGCAACCUGUGCCGAAAAGCGAACAAUACAGUACAUUGCCAGGAAUGAAGAGAAUUCAUCAGGGGAGAAAAAGCACAAAUAAAUUAAACUUAGUCCACUGACUGACUUGAGGAGGGGUUAAAAUGGUAUUCUAAAGAUGGAAUGUGAUGAAUUCCAACACAAUGGGGCACCAAGACAUCUUUGGCUUCUUGUUUUCUUUCUUUUUCUUUCUUUUUUUUUUUUAAUUGACAGAUUCUUUCUCAUGGGACUUGAAGUUGAUUCACCUUUGUGCAGUGCUGGUUUGACCAUACUCAUUUCAAGUAUUAUAGACUUAUGUAAUGGUGAAAAUAUAUGAACUGUGGCCUUUUUCAUUCUUGUUACUUGUGAUGCAACUAAGUGAAGAUAAGAGAAAAAAAAGCAGAGAUUUACCAUGUAUCAGUGCCUGGCUUUUUGUUACAAAGCUUUGUUUGUCUAGUGACCUUUUUGCUAUAAAAUAGACUGUAGUACACCCUCGUAGGAUAAAAGAAAACCCUAAAUUUAAAAAAUAAAAAAAUAUAUUUGGCUUAUUUUUCACAGGAGCAAUCCUUUUAUACCAUGAAUAUUGCAAGGGGUGGGGAGGGGGAAUUGUUGGAUUCUGAAUAUUUCUUCUUUGUAGAUUUUUGGAAUCAUUCUGAGUAAAAGUUUGUUACUUUAUUUUACUAUUUAAAAGAUGUUAUUUUACCAUGUGUUACUGAGAUAAAAAUUGUAUGGUAGCUACUUCUUUUUUCUUUCUUUCUUUUUUUAGUUGUAGGUCGCAGUGGGGACAUUUUUUUGCGACUGUACACACAUAGCUGCAACAGUUAAAAAGAAACAGAAAAGAAAAAAAUGAAAAAAAAAGGGAAAAAUGAUAAAAGGGACAAAAAGAAAAAAGAUUUUAAAAAAACAGUUACACUUUGUUUUCAAUGUGUGGCUGAGUGCCUCAAUUUUUUCAUGUUUUUGGUGUAUUUCUGAUUUGUAGAAGUGUCCAAACAGGUUGUGUGCUGGAAUUCCUUCAAGAAGAAAAACACAGCUUGCUGUAGGCCAUUACCUGUUUCCCAUCUGUAGUUAUUCAAUGCCGUCAUGUACAUGACCGUUCUGUAGCAAUAAAUGUGCCAUUUUUAUAAACUGUU